This is a messenger RNA of Acanthosepion pharaonis, 3384 nucleotides long. Lineage: Eukaryota; Metazoa; Mollusca; Cephalopoda; Sepiida; Sepiidae. The record is from the annotation of a GenBank genome assembly.
AUGAACUGGCUCUUGGGGAGUAAAACGAAGGCUGUGUCUACGACGAAUUUACAGGCACAAAAAAAUAAGCAAAUUGAUUCUCUCAGAAAAGUCAAUCCAAAAAUCCAGGAAAUUUUCCGUGACGUCGAGUACCAUGUUCCUUUUGUUAGCGGCAAUACCAAUGUUCUUCUCAGAGUUUCCCUCCCCCCACAGUUCCCACAAGAGAAACCAGUGGUCACUGUUCAGCCGCCAGCAAGACAUGCAUGGGUUGACGCACUGUCGAAAGUAACCGGUUGUCCAUCUCUGAACAAUUUCUCAAUGCACAGUAGCCUUGGUGAAGUGAUCCAGUCAAUUAUUGAAGAAUUCAAUAAGAAUCCUCCUAUUCUUAUGCCAUUCAACAUCAACACUCCCCAGUCUACCCCCAACUAUGUUAUAGGGGGUCCUGCUCCAAGCCCAGUUACCAGUACUAAUAUGGUGAAUAUGUACCCCCACUUCCGGCAGUCCAACCCCACUACUGUGACCCCCAGCCCAAAGGCUCCCCUGCCAGUCACAAAUGGGAGCACCCCUGCCAACUUGCCAAACUUUCCUAUACAGCAAACAUCACAAAAUACAGAGGUAAGUAGUAACUGUCUUGUUUGGGGGGUACUUCUGACGCGUCUACUUUUUCUUUCUUUCUUCUUUUUUCUUUCUUCUUCUUUUUCGUUCUUUUCUUCUUUUUUCGUUCUUUUCUUCUUUUUUUUCGUUCUUUCUUUUUCUUCUUUCUUUUUCGUUCUUUCUUCUUCUUUCUUUCUUUUUUUCUUCUUUCUUUCUUCUUUCUUUUCGUUCUUUCUUUCUUUUAGUUCUUUCUUUCGUUCUUUCUUUCUUUUUUCUUUCUUUCUUUUUUCGUUCUUUCUUUUCCAUUCUUUCUUUUUUCGUUCUUUCUUUCGUUCUUUUCUUUCGUUCUUUCUUUCUUUUCGUUCUUUCUUCUUUCUUUCUUUCGUUCUUUGUUUCUUUCUUUGUUUAACUAACCGUUCUUUUUCGUUCGUUCUUUCGUUCGUUCUUUCUUUAAUUUCUUUCUUUCUUUCUUUCUUUCUUUCUUUCUUUUUUCUUUCUUUUUUUCUUUCGUUCUUUCUCUUUCUUUUCUUUCUUUUUUCUUUUUUUUUUUCUUUCUUUUUUUUUUCUUUUCUUUUUUCUUUCUUUUUCUUUCUUUUUCUUUCUUUCUUUCUUUUUCUUUCUUUCUUUUUUUUUUUUCUUUUUCUUUCUUUUUUUUUUUCUUUUUUUUUCUUUCUUUUUUUUCUUUCUUUUUUUUCUUUUUUUUUCUUUCUUUCUUUUUUUCUUUCUUUUUCUUUUUUUCUUUCUUUUUUCUUUCUUUCUUUUUCUUUCUCUUUUUUCUUUCUUUCUUUUUCUUUCUCUUUUUUCUUUCUUUCUUUUUCUUUCUCUUUUUUCUUUCUUUCUUUUUCUUUCUCUUUUUUCUUUCUUUCUUUUUCUUUCUCUUUUUCUUUCUUUCUUUUUUCUUUCUUUCUUUUUCUUUCUUUCUUUCUUUCUUUUUUUUCUUUCUUUUUUUUUCUUUCUUUUUUUUUUCUUUUUCUUUCUUUCUUUCUUUUUCUUUCUUUCUUUUCUUUUCUUUUUCUUUCUUUUUUUUUUUCUUUCUUUCUUUUUUUUCUUUCUUUUUUUUUUUUUUUUCUUUCUUUCUUUUUUUUUUCUUUUUUCUUUCUUUCUUUCUUUCUUUCUUUUUUUUUUUCUUUCUUUCUUUUUUUUUCUUUCUUUCUUUUUUCUUUCUUUUCUUUUUCUUUCUUUUUCUUUCUUUUUUUUUUCUUUCUUUUCUUUUUCUUUCUUUUUUUUUUUUUCUUUCUUUCUUUUUUGUCUUUCUUUUUCUUUCUUUUUCUGUCUUUCUUUUUUCUUUUCUUUUUUCUUUCUUUCUUUUUUCUUUCUUUUCUUUUUCUUUCUUUUUUUUCUUUCUUUCUUUUUUCUUUCUUUCUUUUUUUCUUUUUUUUUCUUUCUUUCUUUUUUCUUUCUUUCUUUUUUCUUUCUUUCUUUUUUCUUUCUUUCUUUUUCUUUCUUUCUUUUUUUUCUGUCUUUUUUUUUUCUUUUUUUUUUCUUUUUUUUCUUUCUUUCUUUUUCUUUCUUUCUUUUUUCUUUCUUUUUUCUUUUUUCUUUCUUUUUUCUUUUUUCUUUUUUCUUUCUUUUUUCUUUUUUCUUUCUUUCUUUCUUUUUUUCUUUUUCUUUUUUCUUUCUUUUUUCUUUCUUUUUCUUUCUUUCUUUUUUUUCUUUUUUUUUUUUCUUUUUUUUUUUUCUUUCUUUCUCUUUUUCUUCUUCUUUUUUUCUUUCUUUUUUCUUUCUUUCUCUUUUUCUUCUUCUUUUUUCUUUUUUGAUUGGCAAUCUUCUUUUUUUUUUUUUUUUUCACUCAAUACAAUCCCCAAUAGCCACUCAAGUGGCUACAAGAUGCCAGACUUACCAGCUUCAUUUCCUUCACUGAAAAAUAAAAGCAUAGCCGAAUUAAAUGAACUGAUGAACGACGACGAUAAGUUGUUUGAGAUGUUACAGAAAAUGCCGGAAGUUAUUAAAAUUGAGAAAGAGAGAGUGCAGAUGUCUGCCGAUUGUAUAAAUUUAGCAGAAGACAAUUUGAAGAAAAGGCCAAUUACUGAACAACUGAAGAAAUCCUUACUAAAAAAGUUGGAUGAAUUGGAAGUUUUACAAAAUGAAUUUGAAGAAGAGAGUGAACGCCACAUGAGUUUGUCCGACCAAUUCCACCCGACAAGUAUUCAAAGUAACAUCAAAGUGGCUGUGAUGGAAUCGGAAGAAAAGUCUGAACAGAUUGCAGAAGACUUUCUUGAAGCCUUCCACCAUCCUACUUUGUUAUAUUUACCCUCCCAAUGUUCUUCUGCUCGAUCAUACUCUCUCUCCUUUUUCCUUUGUUACUCUUGUCCUCAUCCUCCUCUGUUAUACUUCUUUACAUCUUCACCUUCUCUCCUCUUUCCUUUGUUAUUCUUGUCUUCAUCUUCACCCUCUCUCCAUCCGCCAUUUUUAUUCUUGUCUUCAUCUUCACCCUCUUUCCAUCCGCCUUUUUUUUUAUUCGUCUUUAUCAUCACCCUCUCUUCAUCCUCUUUUUUUUUAUUCUUGUCUUCAUCCUCACCCUCUCUCCAUCCGCCAUUUUUUAUUCGUCUUCAUUCUCACCCUCUCACCAUCCUCCUUUUUUUAUUCGUCUUCAUCCUCACCCUCUCUCCAUCCGCAUUUUUUAUUCGUCUUCAUCCUCACCCUCUCUCUCCAUCCAGCUUUGUUAUUCUUGUCCUCAUUUUCACUCUCCCUCUAUCCUCCUUUUUAUUCUUCUGCUCAUCCUUACUCUCCCUCCUUUUUUUUAUUCUUCUAUUCCUCCUUACUGUUUCUGCAUUGAAAUUCUUUUACUCAUCCUUACUCUUCCUCUAUUGA